This is a messenger RNA of Prorocentrum cordatum, 549 nucleotides long. NCBI's taxonomy places the organism in Eukaryota, Dinophyceae, Prorocentrales, Prorocentraceae. The record is from the annotation of a GenBank genome assembly.
AUGUUCUCCGCCUACUUGAGGCUGGUAGAGCUAUUAUCUCUACAAGUCACCGACGUGCUGGUCCUAAUUCCAGGCAGCCCCUUCUACGCCGCCCACUUGCGCCGAGCGGGGAGGGGCCAGCCAAGCGAGGUAGGGCUGUGCGACGAGACGCUGCUGCUGGGCUCCUCGGCCCCCCCGCUCCGAGGGCACCUUCUGGUCGCGCGCCGGGUCGCGGCUGCAGGGCCGGCGCUGUUCGACUUCGACUGCCGGAGCUUGAGCGAGAAUUUCAAGGGCGCGGGCAAGAACUGCGUGCCGUCGGCUAGAAGGCCCGACCUGACCUCUAUCAGCUCAGGCCGGGCCAAGGACAGUGGCCGCUGGGGGGGCGACAGGUCGGCGUUGAGGUGCGAGGCUCACGGUGCGCUGCAGCUGCAGGAAAAGCUCGUCUCCGAGGAGACACGGAGCCGAGCUCUCCAUUGCCUGCAGGAUGUAGAGGCAAGGCUUCCGUCAGACACGCCGCAGUCAACCCGCGCCGCGCUCUCUUCAAAGGGGCUUCUCGCGCUCCGCCUCUAG